Prunus armeniaca (apricot) is the source of this 552-nucleotide messenger RNA. NCBI's taxonomy places the organism in Eukaryota, Viridiplantae, Streptophyta, Magnoliopsida, Rosales, Rosaceae. The record is from the annotation of a GenBank genome assembly.
AUGUUGGGACUUUCUUCAAAGGGUAGUGGUUGUGGACCUCACAACUUGGUUCCAAGUGGAGCCAUCCGGCUUCUGCAUGAAUCUUAUUAUGAGCUUCAACACCCUCCUCUGAUUUCUUCAUCUCGAGUCAAGGCGAAAUGGCAGCGUCCGCCCUUGGGAUUUAUGAAAAUCAAUCUUGGGGGGCCUUGUCGAGCCGCGACAGGGAUUGGAGGGAUUGGAAUUGUGGCUCAUGACCAUGAAGGCACUUUCCCUGCAUGCUGUUCGGGGGUCUCCAACCUUCUGCAUGCAAAAUUACUACCCUUAAAGGAGGGGCUUUUGUUUGCCCAAAGAUGGCCUAAUGUGCAGCGACUCAUUGAAGGUGAUGGUCAAGGAGUUGUUAAUGUUCUAAGCCAAGUAUCACAGGACUUGUCCCACUUGGGUUGUUUAGUUGACGACUGCAAACGGUUACUAGCACAGCAUGAUAAUAUAUUAUUACAACGUGUGAUGAAGGAGGCUAAUGAAGCUGCUGCAAGACUUGCUAGGGUGGCAUUACACUCUCUUGGGGAUGGCUGA